Molecule: messenger RNA, 401 nt
Organism: Etheostoma cragini (Arkansas darter)
Lineage: Eukaryota; Metazoa; Chordata; Actinopteri; Perciformes; Percidae
Product: ADP-ribosylation factor 2-like
Exons: 2
Coding region: 1-309 (102 amino acids)
Biological process (GO): intracellular protein transport; vesicle-mediated transport
Cellular component (GO): cytoplasm; plasma membrane
Molecular function (GO): GTPase activity; GTP binding
Source: RefSeq, a predicted model, not a curated record
AUGAUGAUGUUUGUGUUUUUAGGGCUUAUCUUCGUGGUGGACAGCAACGACAGGGAGAGGGUGAACGAGGCGAGGGAGGAGUUGUCCCGAAUGCUCGCUGAGGACGAACUCAGAGACGCCGUGCUGCUCGUUUUUGCAAAUAAACAGGAUCUCCCCAACGCUAUGAACGCUGCAGAGAUCACAGACAAGCUGGGCCUGCACGCGCUCCGCCAGCGCAGCUGGUACAUCCAGGCCACCUGCGCCACCAGCGGGGACGGCCUGUACGAGGGUCUGGACUGGCUCUCCAACCAGCUCAAGAACCAGAAAUGAUCCAUUCCACCAGUUUUUGAUUUUUUUGUUUGUUUUUUUGUUUGAUGUUUAUUUUUUUUUCUGUUUCAACACAGCGGCAGCACCGGAACCAG